AUGAUGGCUGAAGCAAAGGCCACAUAUAUACAAGCAUGGGAAGCAAAGAUGAAAGAGUUGAAGGUGUUUAAUCCUAAGGUUUGGGAGUGGUUGAUCAAAAUACCUACAAAAUCUUGGUGCAUACCAUGUAGACAUGUAGUUGCUGCCUUAGGCUUUAGGAACCAACACCCAGAAGAUUAUGUAGAUGACUAUUAUUCUAAAGAAACAUAUGCGGCAUGCUAUAAUUUCAAUGUUAGCCCAAUUAAUGGCCAAGACAUGUGGCCUGAGGUUAAUGUUGAGGAGAUGUUGCCUCCAUCAUACAAAAGAGGCCCUGAUAGGCCAAAGAAAUUAAGGAGGAAGGAACCUGAUGAGGACCAUAAAAAGGUAAGGACACAAACAUCUUGUUGUUGUACCAAAUGUGGUGUACAUGGCCACAAUGCAAGGAGUUGUUCAGUGUUGGUGCCUGACCUUGAAGCUCAGAAAAGAAAGAAAAAACCAAAGAAAAAUGCUACACAAAUAACACAGCCUGAAUCUGUAGCAGAACAAACAACUCAUGCUGAAAAUGAAGCUUCUACUGAACAACAACAACCACAAGAUGAACCUCUAACUAAACAACAGCAAAAAACACAAUGUGAUAUGGACCAAGAGUUUGAAAUGCUUGCAGCAAAUCUUUGUGCAGCUUUUGAAACAACACAAACUCAACCUAAUUCAAUGAUCUCACUUCCCAAACUCCAGUUCCACCUCAAGUUGCUAGUGACCAUGCUCUAG
Lathyrus sativus (Indian pea) is the source of this 747-nucleotide messenger RNA. Lineage: Eukaryota; Viridiplantae; Streptophyta; Magnoliopsida; Fabales; Fabaceae. The record is from the annotation of a GenBank genome assembly.